Molecule: messenger RNA, 2713 nt
Organism: Pimephales promelas (fathead minnow)
Lineage: Eukaryota; Metazoa; Chordata; Actinopteri; Cypriniformes; Leuciscidae
Gene: riox2
Product: ribosomal oxygenase 2
Cellular component (GO): nucleolus
Molecular function (GO): histone H3K36 demethylase activity; histone H3K4 demethylase activity
Source: RefSeq, a predicted model, not a curated record
AAUGAACUUGAUUUAAAAAUCCAGGAAGGAUUUUUAUGUUUCCACCCGGAGCGUUUGAAGUGUGACACCGUCAUUGCACGUGCGCCUGUGAUGCUGUCGAGAUGCCAAAGAAGGGCAGAAGAGUGAAGAAGUGUGAUGGACAGGAGGAGGAUGUACCUGUGAAGCAGAUGAAGAUGGGGAACCCGCUGUGCUUCGACUCUCCGAGGGAUUUCUUCCAGAGUCUGAUCAGUCCGGUCAGCCUGGACCAGUUCUUCCUUCAGUACUGGGAGCAGAAGCCACUGGUCCUGCAGCGCAACGAUCCGGCUCUGGCCUCGUACUUCCACUCGCUGUUCCAGCUGUCCGACGUCAGGCAGCUGUGCGCUCGCGGCCUGCGCUACGCCCGAGACCUCAACGUGUGCCGCUGCGUGGACGGCCAGAAGAGAGUGCUGAAUAAAGACGGCGAGGUGAAGUUCAGCCAGCUGAAGAAGGACCUGGAGGAGAGCAGAGCCACCAUACAGCUGCACCAGCCUCAGAGGUUCAAGGACGAGCUGUGGCGUAUUCAGGAGCGGCUGGAGUGCUUCUUUGGGUCGCUGGUCGGAUCCAACGUCUACAUCACGCCUCGGGGCUCUCAGGGUCUGCCGCCGCACUACGACGACGUGGAGGUGUUCAUCCUCCAGCUGGAGGGACAGAAACACUGGAGGCUUUACCAGCCCACCGUCCCCCUGGCCCGCGAGUACAGCCUGGAGCCCGAGCAGCGCAUCGGCCCCCCCACACACGACCUCACCCUGCAGGCUGGAGAUUUGCUGUAUUUCCCCCGAGGAACGAUUCACCAGGCCGACACUCCUGCAGACGUGGAGCGGUCCACACACCUCACACUCAGCACCUACCAGAACAUGUCGUGGGGCGACUUCAUGCUGGACGUGUUUCCCGGGUGUGUGUUAGACAGCAUGAGACGUGAACACGGGAUGCGCUGCGGUCUUCCUCGUAACGUCCUCACGUCUUCCAGCGUGGCUGCUGAGGUGAAUAAGCAGGUGUGUGUGUUCCUGCGGCGUGUGGCUGAUGAUGUCGAGCGGGGGGAUCAGGACUUGCGCUCCAGUGCGAUGAAGAGAGACUUCGUCUGCCACCGACUGCCACCCUUCCUGGAGGACCGAGCCGGCGCUGAUCCUGUUGGGAAACCGCCGUCGCUGGAGGACACUGUGUGUUUGCGGUUUAAAGAGCAUCUUCUUCUAACAGUGGAGCCCAGUCAAGAGAACACUGACGAGGCCACCGAGCUGGUCGUGUUUGUGUUGCAUUCUUUAAAGAACAAGAGAGAAACACACAUGAUGGGAGCAUCUGAUGACGACGAAGAUGAUGAUGAUGAUGACGAUGACGAUGAUGAAGAGGAGGUCGUCUCACAGGGUCUGCGGUUCCCCCUGUCUCAUCUGUCGGCACUGAAGCAGCUCAUGAACUCGGAGUGUGUGGCGGCUGCGCAGCUGCAGCUCCAGGACGAGGAUAAACUGGGGCUGAUGCUGGGACUGUGGAGCGAAGGCCUGAUGAGCGUCUGCCACACAACAUGACCGACUACACACACCGCUACACAACACGACUGACUACACACACCGCUACACAACAUGACCGACUACACACACCGCCACACAACAUGACCGACUACACACACCGCUACACAACAUGACCGACUACACACACCGCUACACAACACGACCGACUACACACACCGCUACACAACAUGACCGACUACACACACCACCACACAACAUGAGCUUUGUUUAUCUAUGAACUAUACUAUCAGCUGAUUCUCCGGCACAUCUCACACACACACACACACACCUCUGAGGUCCAUCAGAAAUAUUACACUAUUAUUAAAUUAUAUAUUAAACUAAAUAUUACUGGAAAAAGUUGUGUGACCAAUUGUAGCCGAAUAAAAAUGUCAUGAAUAAAUCCUGUGAAAUAUUGUGUAUCAACAGCAGUUGCAAAACAUCUUGUUCAAACAAACACAAAAUGAAUUUUCCGACUUAAAUUUAUUGUUCAGAUUCGUACUGCUUUUAAAACUGCUGAUUAUGAACAUCACUGUACACAUUAUGUGUUUGGCGUACCUCUGAAAUCAGACUACACACACGUCAGUGUUCCUGCAGGGCUCUUCACACACACACAGAGGGAGAACAAGUGUCCGCAUCGGUUCAUCUUCCAGCAGGACGUCCGCUGAGGUGUUCCUGAUAGUGCAAAUGUGCUUCACAAGAUAAACACACUCCUCCUCUUCAUCCCGCUCCUCCUCUUCCUCGGCCUCCUUGAUUUUUGUCUCUGAUCUCAGUUCUGCUGAUUUGUCCAGAUUCGGUCCCUGAUAUCGUCAUGUUUCAUCGUGUGUGUGUGUGUGUGUGUGUCACAGCACGUCGAGGUCCCAGCGCUGAGUGUCGGCAGCACCAAGCGGACUCAGAACCAGCUGAUCUCGGUCAGCGCCGCACCCACCUGAGAGAGAGAGAGACUGUUCAGAACACACACACACACUCUAUAACAGGCGCACACAUGUGUGUGGGGACUCUCCAUAGGUGUAAUGGUUUUAUACUGCACUAACUGUAUAUUCUAUCUCCUUCUAUGCAUGCUUAUGGACACAUUAUUGAAACGGCUGUCUGACGGCCACCUUUUGUAUUCUGUAAUACUGUAAACAGUGUAAGCAGUUUAGCAUUUUAAAGUACCAUUAACAGAAGUGACCGUAUCUAAAUAAAUUUCCACAGACAUA